UAGCCAUUGUGCUUCUAAAAGAAUUCGUGCCUGAGGAAAGCAGUCGCAUCUGAUCGUAAAAUCACACUUCAAACGAAUACACUCGUAUCUGCUGUGAUGUGGGGUGCAACAUAUUUAGUAUUGCUUAGCACAUUGUGUGUAACAUCUUUGGCACGCCCAUCGCAAUUGGAUGAUAUUUUUGACGGAUAUUUAAAAAACGUAAAUCUUUAUAAUCCAGAAACGCACUCACAAAUAGUAAAGCGUCGAAUCUAUGAAGAUAAUCAAGAUGCAAGUUUGAAGACGGUUUCCUUACAAUCGCUCAUUGGGGAUUUAGAGCAGAAUUUUUUACAAUCAGCUUCUAGCGCUGGCAGUCUCGCACAUCAAACAACGGAAUCAACCGAUAGUCAUUUAAGUCCUAUUGAAGAUCAUGCAGUACUCAAAAGAAAAACGGAUAAUGAAUCAGGCCAAGUUAUUUCUUCCGACGGCGAUCACAAUAAAACCGUGGUUGAACCAAAAAGUGUUGAUUCAAUAAAUGCAUCCAACGAAAACAUUUCGAAUAAAGAAUCAGGAUCUACUCGGAUACAGGUUGAACAUAUUUCUGUGCAACCACAUUUUGGAAAUUUCCCCAUUUUGCCGGCUUUCCAAUUGCAUCAAACAAAAGUUAUAUCCGCAACUUUGAAGGACACUGAUUCUAAACCAACUCAAAUCAUCAUUAGAAAGACAGACAUCAAGGCUACACCAUUGCAGGAAAAAACUGAAGUUAUUAGUGAGGAAACGGAGAAAAACAACAACACCAAACAAACUGCCAAUGAGGAACCUGAAAGUCUGUCGUCAUCAACACCGAAAAACACGGUUUCAGAAUUAAAACAAACUGAGGCGGAGCUUAAGGCAAAUGUAGCUGAAAUCGAGGCAGAGCCAGUAAUAUUAUCAGCUCGAGUUUAAUUGUUCGCAAGUUAUAUUAUAAUAUUUCUUUAAAAUAAACCAAACGCAGAUCAUGACCUGUGUGUGUAGAUGAA
Bactrocera neohumeralis is the source of this 995-nucleotide messenger RNA. RefSeq lists its product as uncharacterized. The transcript has 2 exons. Lineage: Eukaryota; Metazoa; Arthropoda; Insecta; Diptera; Tephritidae. The record is from RefSeq and is a predicted model, not a curated record. Bases 97 to 921 code for a protein of 274 amino acids.